Messenger RNA from Tribolium madens (black flour beetle), 7390 nucleotides. Its product is annotated as NFX1-type zinc finger-containing protein 1-like. Gene Ontology annotation, molecular function: zinc ion binding; helicase activity. The record is from RefSeq and is a predicted model, not a curated record. The transcript has 9 exons. NCBI's taxonomy places the organism in Eukaryota, Metazoa, Arthropoda, Insecta, Coleoptera, Tenebrionidae. Gene Ontology annotation, cellular component: nuclear RNA-directed RNA polymerase complex; nucleus. Gene Ontology annotation, biological process: regulatory ncRNA-mediated heterochromatin formation. Bases 1355 to 7249 code for a protein of 1964 amino acids.
ACAUGGUUUAUUUAACUGACAUGACUGACAUUUGUAUUCGUUUUUUCACUGUUUUCGUUGGUUGUUCGUUAUUCCUACUAUUUUUUCAAAUUAUAAUUAAAAGUAGUUCUCUGCAGAACCCCAGAUUUAAAGUACACGCUAAGGUAUGUUUGAAAACAUAAUCAAUUUCUUUUUGUUCCUGUUUUAGGCAUUUUAGGUUAAUAGAAUCAAAUAUACCAAUUUGAAUUAAGCCAAAUUAUUUUAUCCACGACAAAACACGAUUUUUCAGGCUUCAGUACGCGAAGCUUCAUUUUGUACAGAUUUCCUUUUUCCACUCCGAUCGCAACAACUUUACCAUUGUUUAAAAAUUAACAAUUUUGUACUAUACUUUUAAUGACAAAAUCCAAACCCCUUUUGGCUGCAACUUUUACGGAAAAUAAAUUGUGCUUCAUCUCCGGUGUGAAUAAAACGUCUUUUAAAAUUCCUGGAAGCCACUAUAAUUAUCAACGAAAGUCGGUAUUUUCUACAAAGCAAAUAGUGUAUGUUUUUGGUGUCAAAACUACACCUACAAAGGGAUGAAACUUUUUAUGGAGAAAAACUCUCUCUGAAAACCUUUGAAAGAGGGUUCUUGAAAAAUAAAAUUUUAACUAUCUUAACCUCACUUUUUUUAGUGACAAAUUUAGUUCCUUAAUAUGUAAAGCCUUUUUCACAUUUAAAGCGCAGUUUACCCAAUCAUGGCCUACUGUUAUGCCAAUUUAAAUGAAAUGGAUUAUAGCAAUAAAACAAACGCAACCCCAUAAUCCAAGUACACUAACCUAAUUUUUGUUAAGUUGGUAUGAAAGGCGUUUUCGGGGAUUUACCUAAAUAUAUGAAGUUAGUCUUGACAUUUUUAUCAAAGUGCAUCCGAAAUAGCAUGUUACGUGUCAUGUAUGUGCAAAAAUUAUUAAACAUUCUAUGUGAAGACGUAUUUAAACAGAAUUCUGUUGAAAUUUAGUUGAAAAGUUUUAAAAUAAGUUAUUUGUGUCUCUUGUUUUAUUUUUUGUUGGGUAAUCGUUUCCUGAAGUAGAUAUAAAUAAACGGUUGGUUAAGAAAGUUUGAAUGAAAGUAUGUACAUUUUAUGCAAUUCGCAACACAUCGUCAUUAGUGCUUUCAUAAAUUGGUGUGUUGCAAUAGAUAGUGAGCUUUUUAUGUCUGGUUGAGCUUAUUUGCACAGUUUUAGUGACAAUCAUAAUAGUGUUAAUAGUUUUAGAAACUUGGCAGGUGUAGUGGUGGAAUGGGUUUUCCACAAAAAAUUUUCUCCUAGUUUAAAUCAAGCGACAUUUGGACAUCUAUACUCAGUAGGAGUUAUCCUGUUUUUUUUGUAUAUGCUAUCACUAUGAAUCCAGAAGAAUCAAAGCGAAAACGUGAAGCUCCAACAGGGGCGAUUCAUAAUUGGAGAAACUUUACAGAUACUGGCACGUCUAGCUUCUUCGGCAAUCGGAGCAAAGAAACUGGCUCAAAAACUAAUCAACCUAGAAGAUUUGAGGGAAAACAAAUAAAAUCAAUGGGAUUCAGAUUCUUAGAAGAUUUAUUAAAAAAUGAUCCCGAGAGGAUAAUAUUGGCAUUAAUGAAAGAACGUGAAGGUCUUUUACGUUUAUUGGAAAAAGAAGUUAGCAAUGACGUUAUUAUUCUUUUAAUAGCAAUUCUUAGAAAAGUAUGCUCUUCUUCAUUUGAUGAAACAAAAUACAGUGUCCUUCACUCAACUCUUAAUGAAAAAUUCACCAAUAAAAUAAAAACAUUUAUUGCUUGUUUGCCUACACAGGACAAAUUUCAGCGUCGAACAAGCUCGUUCUUCUGGAAAGAUCCUGGCGAAUUUUGGUCGAAUUUGACGCAUAUUUGUGAAGAUUUGUUAAACACGACACCAACUUUUGCUUGUAAAAACUUACCAGUUUUGCUUAAUGCAAUUAAAAUUUAUGCACCAAUCAUCGAACAAGAACAACAAACGGAGGUGUCAGAUGAAAUUAAAAGUAAGGUGGAAAAAAUGUUACAAGUAAUCAAAACUCUUAAAGAAAGCGAAGAAAAAGAGAAAUUGAAGCAAGAUGAAGCAGUGGACACUAAUCAACCGCCAGACGACUUCCGCCAAAUCAGUGUUUAUCCAACUCCAGCUGAAAUUGUAGGAGGACGAGGCUUCCUCCGGGAAAACAUCGUUAAAGGCCCUUAUCAGAACGUAAACCACUAUUUAGACGUUCAGUUUAGGCUUCUACGUGAAGACUUUGUGGGCCCUUUAAGAGAUGGGAUUAAUAACUAUCGAUCGUCAACACCAUCGAAUGAAAUCGAAAACGUAAAAAUUCACAAAGAUGUCUACUUCCUGAAAACGGAAACCAUAAACGAAUUUUAUUGUCUCCGAAUUCAGUUCAGGUCUAAGAAGAAAAAGAAGAUCAAUUUUGAGCAAUCUAAGCGAUUCAUCUUUGGUUCAUUGCUGUGCUUCACAAAAGACAACUUUCAAACUUUGAUUUUUGGAAGAGUGGCCCAAAGAAAAAUUGAAGACUUGGAAAACGGCCAAGUAAUUGUCGCUUUUGACAACAAAAUCAAGGUUGAUUUUAGCGCUGCUUACUUAAUGGUUGAAUGCAGCGUGUAUUUCGAGCCUUAUUUUCACGUCCUGACAGUUUUGAAGAACAUGACUGAAGAGAUGUUUCCGAUGGAGAGGUACAUAAUACGGGUUAAUCCUUCCGUGCAACCCCCUGCAUAUUUAACAGCCCCCAACUGCAAGUUAGAAAUUGAAGACCAUACAUUUAACCCCUUGUCAGAGUGGCCUGACGAAGACUUCUACGGUUUAAACGAUUCCCAAAUGGUGGCAUUUAAAGCGGCAAUCACUCAGGAAAUAGCCGUUAUUCAAGGACCUCCUGGAACAGGAAAAACUUAUCUUGGACUAAAAAUAGCUCAAACACAAUUGGAAAAUACCGAAUGUUGGUAUAAUUAUACACCUAUGCUGGUGAUUUGUUUCACGAAUCAUGCACUUGACCAAUUUUUGGAAGGUUUACUACCAUUUACAAGGGAGAUUAUUCGAGUUGGUGGACGGUCUCAAAACGAAAAAUUGGAUGCAUACAAUUUGAGAAAUAAGACUCAGAGAGAUAGCUCUGUUGCACAACAACGUUUUGAAGUACAACGUUGUUUACGAGAAAUAAAACAAAUAACUGAACAUUUAAAUCAAAUUGAAUAUUAUAACAGGGUUUUGUCAAUUCGUACUUUUGCCGAUGUAAUACCGGAUUUUCCAGAAACUUGGUUUCAACGUGCGUCCAAUCAACAAGUGGUGCAUUGGUUGAUGGAAGGAGCAAAUUACGGGCAAGAUUUGUCCAAUAUAAUUGAUAAUUUACAGGUUUUGCAGGCCCAAGAAGAAAUGAACAGAAUUGGCAUCAACGACGAUGUUGAGGACAUUGGAGACGUCUUUAAUGAACACAUUCAUACAAUUCUUGAUUCAGUAUUUGAUGUUUCUGUCGUAUCAAAUAAAGAUGAUUAUAUAAUUACUUUGGAGUCAAUGCGUAAUCAUUUGCGACAGUAUGAAGACAAGUUAUUUAAACUAAGACAGAUACAAAAUCCAUCAUUCCAAGAACUUAUAAGAGAAGAAGAACUACAUUUCCAAAUGCAAGAUUUGCGACAGAAAUAUGAAUACGUCAAGCACCAAUUGGUUGAUUGGAGAAAUCUCCAAGGUGAAAUCGAGCCACCACAAAAUGCAGAUUUACUAAAUCCCUACAAUAUGGGAUUUGAAGACAGAUGGAAGUUAUAUUUUUAUUGGCUAAAUUUACAUAAACAGCGUGAAUCAGAUGUUUUGAAGAUGGUUUGUGAGGAUUUUCCGACGAUUUAUAAAGAAUAUGAAGUAAUGAGAGAAAUGGAAGAUGUUCAAGUGAUGAAAAAAGCGUUAGUAGUGGGAAUGACAACUACUAGUGCUGCACGUUUAAGAUCGUCCUUACAAACGUUGAAAAGUCCUAUUGUUAUUGUAGAGGAAGCAGCCGAAGUUUUAGAAGCCCACAUUGUGACUUCUAUUACAAAACACUGCCAACAUUUGAUUUUGAUCGGAGACCAUAAACAGCUAAAACCAAAUACGGCUAAUUAUAGCAUGGAAAAGCAGUAUCAUUUGGGAAUCAGUUUGUUCGAAAGAAUGAUUAGAAACAAUAUUCACUGCUACACCCUUAACGUGCAACACCGCAUGCGACCAGAAAUUUCGUCUCUGAUCCGUCCUACAAUUUAUGAUUUUUUGGAAGAUCAUCCCUCGGUGUACAACAGACCCAAAAUAUCUGGAAUCGACAAUUGUGUAUUUUUCAUCGAUCAUACGCAUCCUGAGGAGCAAUGCGAUGGUUCGAGCAAAACCAACCUACACGAAGUUUCGUUUUUCAUUUAUUUAGCAAGACAUUUAAUUUUGAAUGGUUACAAUCCUGCGAAUAUCACGAUUCUGGCUGCCUAUUUGGGCCAGUUUUUUGCGUUCCAAAAAGAAAAAAAAGUGCACAAAGAUUUAUUGAAAGACGUCAGAAUCGCCGUUUUGGAUAAUUAUCAAGGAGAAGAAUCGGAUAUAAUUCUUCUUUCAUUAGUUCGAAAUAACAACGAAAAUAAAAUUGGAUUCCUAAAAAUCGAAAACAGAGUCUGCGUAGCUCUUUCGAGAGCCAGAAAUGGUCUUUACAUAAUGGGAAAUAUGACUCAAUUGUGUUUUGAAAAUAAACUCUGGCGCAAAAUAAAAGCCAGUCUUGAACAACAAAAGGCUCUUGGUAAUGAAUUACCUCUCAGGUGUCAAAUUCACCAGGAUCAAGUCACUUUUGUGAAAUCUGAGAGUGAUUUCUAUUCGGUUUCUGAAGGUGGUUGUAGUAAAAAGUGUGGUGCAGAGCUGAAGUGUGGUCACAACUGCAACUCAUUGUGCCAUAUUCGGGAUAGAAACCAUAUGAUUUAUAAAUGUCAAGCAGCAUGCAAAAAAAAUUUGUGCAAUAAAGACCCAACACACAUCUGCAAGAAAAUGUGUUUCGAAGAAUGUGCUCCCUGCAAUUACCUAGUACACAGAACUCUAGCUUGCGGUCAUGAUGCUAGUAUCCAAUGUCACAUCGAUCCCGAAGCCUACAAAUGCGAAAUUUUGGUUUCAACUGAAUUGCCUUGUGGUCACAUAACUGAUAAACCUUGCUUUUCCGAUCCGGUAACUUUCAGAUGUCCACAUAUUUGCGAUGUCCAAGUUCAACCUUGCGGUCAUGCAUGUGAAUUGUUUUGCCAUAUCCGCAAAGAUCCUGACCAUUUAGAGUACAAGUGUAAGAAACCUUGCACUCGAUAUAUGAAACGUUGUACCGUCAAUGAUGAGGAUCAUAAAUGCAAGAAAAUGUGUUACCAAGACUGCGACGUUUGUACAGUUACUGUAAGAAAAAAGCGAACUCUUUGUAACCACUAUUACGAUGUCCGGUGCUGUGACGAUGUGGAUGAUAUCGACUGUGAAAAGCCUUGUUCUAAAGUACAAAAAUGUGGUCAUCCUUGUAAGCGCAGAUGCAACGAACCGUGUCAAGUUUGCCAGAUAAAGGUGUCCAAAAUACAUCCCGUGUGUAACCACCCAGUCAAAGUGAAAUGUUGCGAAAAGCCUGAUCGCAAGUACUGCAACAAAGACUGCCCCUUGAUCCUGCCUUGCGGCCAUCCUUGCACCAAGAAGUGUAACGAGCCAUGUACCACCGCUUGCUCAGUUUUGGUCGACUGUUCUGGUAUACAAGCCGAAUGUGGCCACCUCGUGACUAGAAUGGAGUGCCACAUGGUCACAUCUUCCGUCGACCCCAAACGGCUUAUACAAUAUUGCAACGCACCCUGCAAUCGAGAACUAAAAUGUGGCCAUUUGUGUUCCGGUUCUUGUGGUGAGUGCUUCCAAGGCCGCAUCCACAAAAGAUGCUCGGAAAAAUGUGGGGCUCCGUUGGUGUGCGACCACCUUUGCGAUAUUCCCUGUAGACAAGCCUGUAGACCUUGCAGACGAGUCUGCAGCUAUACUUGUGGACAUAGCAUUUGCAAAAAGAAAUGCGGAGAAGUUUGUACUCCUUGUAAGGAACCAUGUUUAAGAAAUUGUCGCCACCAGUGGUGCACCAAGCUGUGUGGGGAACCUUGCAACGUGCCCCCAUGCACGGAACCAUGCAAGAAGGUGCUCAAGUGUGGGCAUUUAUGCAUUGGCUUUUGUGGAGAUCCAUGUCCACCAAAGUGUUUGGUGUGCGAUAAGGAGGAAUUGCUUGAAGUGUUCUUUGGAACGGAAAGUGAAGAUGCCAGAUAUGUUUUAUUAAAAGACUGCAAACAUAUUGUUGAAAAUGAAGGCAUGGAACAUUGGCUCAGACAGAAUGAGUUUCAAAUUAGUUACAAAUUAUGCCCAAUGUGCAAAACUGCUAUUAAAACCACUCAGAGAUACCAAGAUUACAUUAAAAUGGCAAUUAAAGAUGUGGCUCAAGUGAAAUUUAAAGCAAAUGGGAGUCCUGCAGAAAUAAGAGAAAAAACGGACAAAAUCAAAACCAGUUUGCAAGUCUUGGAAACCAAAUGUAGAAUAUUAAAAAUGUACUACCCACCAAUUACAGACGUGUUAAGAACCUUUAGGUCACGAAUUCAACAAUCUAACAAAGGCAAGAGACAACAUUUAAACAUUUUCGAUGUUCAGUCCCUUAUGGCAAAGCUACAAAUAACGGAACACAUUGCUAACAUCUGCUGCAACGAGAAAGUUGUUGUGGAAACAAUCCAUGAAAUUUUUUUCCCUCAAGUGACUCUCAUUGUGGGAGUUUUAAUGCGAGACGUGGACAUAACAAAUCAAGAAAUAAGCGAUUUGAAUUACGAAAUCAACAGAUUAUCCCGAAUUGUCGAUUUUAGUUGCGUUCAAAAAACUUCACAAUUUCCACAUUAUAAAGCCAACAAUGAAACUGCUAAAUCAUUGAUUAGCACAAUAGAAAAACAACUUUUUUCUUGUCAGAAAUUUACAAACGAGAUUAACGAUUUGUUGAAGGAUUGUUUGAGAGAAUUGAACGAUAUUAUGAAGUCGGGACUUGCUAUUUCAGAUCAGGAAAGAAGAGAAAUUUUGCAAGCUAUGGGUUUUAGUAAAGGUCAUUGGUACAAGUGUCCCAAUGGGCACGUUUAUGCUAUUGGUGAAUGUGGGGGAGCUAUGGAGGAAGCGACGUGCAAUGAGUGUGGAGCACGAAUUGGAGGCUCUCGUCAUAGAUUAUUGGAGAGCAAUGAUGUGGCUACUGAAAUGGAUGGAGCUACACAUGGGGCCUGGGGUAUGGCCGCUAAUUUGCGUAAUUAUGAAUUGUAAUACACCAAGUGGAAUUAUAUAAUUAUUAUUACUACAUGUAUGUAACUAAUUCAUAAGUUUGUAUCUGUUAUUAUAUCUACUAUGUUAGUUAUUAUUAUGAAAUAGCAAUGUAAUAAAAUAAAUAAAAUUAUUGUUCUAAUA